Messenger RNA from Ramularia collo-cygni, 300 nucleotides. RefSeq names its product related to glycine-rich RNA-binding protein. Lineage: Eukaryota; Fungi; Ascomycota; Dothideomycetes; Mycosphaerellales; Mycosphaerellaceae. Gene Ontology annotation, molecular function: mRNA binding. The record is from RefSeq and is a predicted model, not a curated record. Bases 1 to 300 code for a protein of 99 amino acids. The transcript has 4 exons.
AUGUCCCAAAAAGUUUAUGUAGGAAACCUGGCAUGGACCACGACCGAUGAUUCGCUGCGAGAAGCCUUCUCGCAGUUUGGGCAAGUCCUGGAUACCAUUGUAAUGAGGGACCGCGAGACUGGGCGAAGCCGUGGAUUCGGUUUCGUCACGUAUGGCAGCGCGGCUGAAGCCAAUGCAGCUAUUGAAGGCUUGAACGAACGAGAACUCGAAGGGCGAAGGGUCAAGCUCAGUCUCGCCAACGCCAGGCCAAGUGGUGGUGAUGGUGGGGGCAUCUCGCACGGGGGAUCUGGCGGAUGGUAG